This is a messenger RNA of Otolemur garnettii (small-eared galago), 2775 nucleotides long. RefSeq names its product mediator complex subunit 26 (gene MED26). Gene Ontology annotation, biological process: positive regulation of gene expression; regulation of transcription by RNA polymerase II. Bases 35 to 1696 code for a protein of 553 amino acids. NCBI's taxonomy places the organism in Eukaryota, Metazoa, Chordata, Mammalia, Primates, Galagidae. The record is from RefSeq and is a predicted model, not a curated record. Gene Ontology annotation, molecular function: transcription coregulator activity. The transcript is spliced from 2 exons. Gene Ontology annotation, cellular component: nucleus; core mediator complex; mediator complex.
AAGCCUCCAGGGGAGAAGGGCAAGAGUUUGAUGAAUGACUCUUAUUUUACAGAUCCGGAACAUGGUGGCGGUACUGGAAGUCAUCUCCAGCUUGGAGAAAUACCCCAUUACCAAAGAGGCACUGGAGGAAACACGACUCGGGAAGCUCAUUAACGACGUCCGCAAGAAAACCAAGAAUGAGGAGCUUGCCAAGCGGGCCAAGAAGCUGCUGCGGAGCUGGCAGAAGCUCAUUGAACCUGUGCACCAGAAUGAGGCGGCACUGCGGGGGCUGGCGGGGGCAGCUGGCUCAGCCAAUGGGGGUGCUCACAACUGCCGGCCAGAGGUGGGAGUGGCUGGCACACCGAAGAGCAUCCAUGACCUGAAGAAUCGCAAUGACAUCCAGAGGUUGCCUGGGCAACGGCUGGACAGGCUGGGUACCCGCAAGCGCCGGGGUGACCAGCGUGACCUCGGCCACCCUGGGCCACCUCCCAAGGUCUCCAAAGCUAGCCAUGACCCCCUGGUCCCCAACUCAUCUCCCCUCCCCACUAAUGGUAUCGGUGGAAGCCCAGAAAGCUUCCCCAGCCCCCUGGAUGGCAGUGGGCACAUGGGCCCUGAGGGCAGCCGCUUGGAGCGUGAGAAUGACAAACACAGCGGCAAGAUCCCUGUCAAUGCUGUGCGGCCUCACACCAACUCCCCUGGUCUGAGCAAGCCCUCUGGGCCCUGCUUGCAGGGAAAGGCUUCGGUGCUGCAGCAGCAAGACAGGGUGGACGAAACUCCAGGGCUACCCCACCCCAAGGGGCUCCCUCGCUGCUCUUUCAGUCCCCGGAACUCACGGCAUGAGGGCUCCUUUGCCCGUCAGCAGAGCUCAUACGCACCCAAGGGCUCUGUGCCCAGCCCUUCACCUCGGCCCCAGGCACUUGAUGCUAUGCAGGUGCCAUCACCACUUGAGCUGCUGCCAAGUGCAGAGAGCCCAGUUCGCUGGCUGGAGCAGCCUGAGGGCCACCAACGUCCCCUUCUGCCCCGGGCGGGGUUCUCCCCGGACUCCUCCAAGGCGGACAGUGAUGCUGCCUCCUCGGGUGGCUCGGACAGUAAAAAGAAAAAGAGGUACCGGCCUCGAGACUACACAGUUAACUUGGACGGGCAGGUAGCUGAGGCAGGCGUCAAGCCUGUCCGGUUAAAAGAGCGAAAGCUCACCUUUGACCCCAUGACAAGACAGAUCAAACCUCUGACCCAGAAAGAGCCGGUGCGGGCAGACAGCCCUGUGCACAUGGAGCAGCCUAGGACAGAGCUAGACAAGCAGGAGGCCAAGGCUAGCCUCCAGAGCCCCUUUGAACAGACGAACUGGAAGGAGCUGUCACGCAAUGAGAUCAUCCAGUCCUACCUGAGCCGGCAGAGCAGCCUGCUCUCGUCAUCUGGGGCACAGACCCCCGGGGCUCACCACUUCAUGUCUGAGUACCUGAAGCAGGAAGAGAGCACCCGGCGAGGGGCCAGGAAGCUGCAUGUGCUGGUGCCUCAUGACCCGCCCACAGACCUCCCAGGGCUGACCCGGGAGGUCACACAGGACGAUCUUGACAGAAUCCAGGCCCACCAGUGGCCAGGGGUGAACGGGUGUCAGGACACACAGGGUAACUGGUAUGACUGGACGCAGUGCAUAUCGCUCGACCCACACGGUGAUGACGGGCGGUUGAAUGUUCUGCCUUAUGUCUGCUUGGACUGACUAGCCCAUUGGCCAUGAAGUGCAUUCCCACCUUGCAGUAGCCAGGGCAGGCGGGUGGCCAGGGUCCAGCUGCUACUUGCAGCUGGUAACUCGGGGUGUCCGGCCCAGGCGGGAGGGAGGUGGCGGGAGUCACAUCGUCUCUGCGCUCAUCCCUCAUAAUUCUCCUUCUUUUGUGAAAUGCUGCUACGAGUUUACUAACAAAAUUGCAAAGGAAGGACCGUGUGGAAGGAAGGACGGCAAAGUGAGUUCAGAACUCUAUAGCAGACCAGCUAUAAAAAGCGUUAGUUCCCCACCCUGGAAGAGGUGAGGAUACUUUCUAGCACCUGAAUGCUGGGACCUCAGUUGCAGGCAGGCACAGAAAACCUGUGGGAGAGGUUACCUUUAACGUAGCAACAGAAGCAUGCAUCUCAUCUCUACGUUUUCUGUUCUUUAAUUUGGCCCUGAGGGUCUGUGAGACUGUGGGCCCCACCAUGGCCUCUGCUCCCCACCCAGCCACUGUCAGGCCAGUGUUUUCUGUUGUGUGCUGGAAGCUUCUGGGCUGCAGUGAGCCAAUGGCAUCAGGUGGGCAGGCCACUGACCAGCCAGUUUGACCCACACUCCAUGGGCAUCCACCCGUUUGUAUCUGGUUUCAGUUAAACCCCAGUUUUUUUUUUUAAAUGCUGCAAAAAUUUAAGUUUUCUCAAGUUUAUUUUUCUCCUUCUCUUCCAUCUACCAGCCAAACAAAUCUUUCCUUUCUUCCUCUUUUCUUUUUUUUCCUCCUGCACACAUCUAGAAAAUUUCACCUUUCUAGAGUUCCCUCCCCCCCACAAAAACACAAAAGUUACCGCGGGUGCUACUGGUGUGUAAGCUGUACUGUUGGGCGAGAGGGAAGACCUGUCUGUACGCUGGAAACACUCAUAACCAUUCCUUUAGAUUCGUUUGCCUUAUGGUUAUUUGUCAUAAACGCGAUUUGCAAAAACAAGGAGCCUUAGUGAAUGUACAGUACCUAGACUUCUGUGUUCUCAGGACACAGAAGGGAGCAACUUUGCUAUUUGGUCCAGUAAGUGGACACCUUGUGAUAUAAAUGUGGAAAUAAAAAA